AAGAUUUCCUCAGCUCGGCCAUUCUGAGGCUCAUCCAGUGUCCAUAUAGAUGCAUCAUCGCGGCGAUGCUUGACAAUCCUUCCUCUCGUCUCGCAAAAGCAGAAAUGGCGUCCGCCGUGCACAUGGCUCGCUGAGGAUAUCCAAUUCUCGCUUCGAGAAACGGGGAAUCGCGUUCUCUGUGUGUCGAAAGUUUUCCCGUUCGUAUUUUUUGUUCCGCGUUUGCAACGCGAGUCGAGUACCUGGCGUCCGUAUUGUCCGUCUUCGUUUCUCCGCGCGGACAUUUGGUAGCGUGGUGCUCUUUGGUGGCGACGUACAUCCAUAUACCGUGCGGCCGACGACGCGCCCGACAAGAUUGUAAAUAUACUUUACUGUAAAUAAAGCUUAUAAACUGCAGGAUGAGUUCCACUCAUAGUAAAUUGGUGUCUUCUGGACGAAGCACCAAAACCAAAAAUCAGAAGGACUCUAAAGAGUCAAAACACGAUAAGGUUCAGAACACAAACAACAUACGUAAUUCUCAAAUUAUUGACACAAGAGCUGGAGGUGAAGAUCCUAUCCUGAAAGAACGCAUCAAGCAAGUCAUGGAAAUGACUAGACGUUCGGAAGAUGAUGUUGUUAUGGCUUUACAUGACAACGAUGGAGACUUCGAUGGUGCAGUCAACGAUCUGUUGGAAGGCGUAAAAACUGAAUGGGAGGUCAAAAAAAAGAAACCUCGUCAACCAAGUGGCGCAAAGACUGCGGAUCAAUCGAGUCAAGAUAAUAGUGAAUGGGAAGAGCGACGUAAUCAACGUAGCGGUGGUCCUCCGCGUAUGCGAGGUCGUGCCAAUCAUGACAAUCGUGGCUGGCGUGGAAGAGAAAAUAAAGAGAAUGAGAAGAAUAUGGAAGAUGGCGUUCGUGAUGGUUAUUGUCGAAGAGGAAGAGGUGGACCUGGUAGAUCCGGUCGUGGAGGACGUGGCGGAGGCAGAGGUCUCGGUCCAAGAACUUUUGCGAAUCGCAAUGAUCCAACAUCCACGCAUAGUUUUAAUCGUCCAAUUGACACCUGGACAGGUGAAGAACAAAACCAACAAAAUGUUCCAGAUUCGAAAAUGGAAGCAUGGAACAAUUUAGAUACUGAAGACUGGGACAACGAGGAAUAUACCGGAUCUCUGGCCGAUACUAAAGUUUUUACGCCCAGUACUAAUAUUCUGGAACCUGCUGUUCUCGAAGAACAAACACAAGAUGUAUCUUCUACACAAACCGGUCAAGAAGCGAAUUUAUUGUUGCAGCAGGAGGAAUUACCAAAAUUGUCGGAAAUGCAACAGCAACAACAACAGAGUUUGAUACAACAAACACAGCAACAGCAGCAGCAACAACAAACUGUGUUGAGUAUGCCAACAUUGCAGUCAACAACUAUCAACAGCAAUGUGCUAACAGCAGCACAGAGUCAAUAUUUUUCGCAACUGCAACAAACUAGCGAAACUUUAAAAGGAACUGGGCAAACAACUUUUUCGUCAUCUAUUAGUCAGGCUCAAAGGCAAACGAAGCAACGUCCGAGAGUUCCUCCACCAUCUAAAAUACCGUCGUCAGCUGUAGAAAUGCCAGGUGAUGCGGUAAACAACGGAAUCAUGCAGUUGAUUGACGUGCAGUUUGGCGCUCUCGAAUUUGGGAGCGACACUAGCUCUCUAGAUGGUUCGGCUAAUGAGAAAUUUUCAUCAACUACGAUUACCGGCGUAGAUAUAACCUCCGGCAGCAAUGCCAUAAACACUGCCAGCGCGACUAAUUCGCUCGAUACAGAAACUACUCAAUCAUCUACUGUACCAUACAAUACAAGUUCGCAAAUGUUGUCUAGUACGGACAAUCUGCCGGUAUCGAGCGAACAUACUACUUCGCAAAAUUUUUCUGCUCGUGGAACUACUUCACAGAGUUUAGAAUUAACGAAGCAAGACUUCGCAUCACAAGUUUCACCUGGGAAUGCGCCAACGUAUGGUACAACGACUUCGUACCAGACGCAAAAGACCUUCCAAAGUAGCGGUACACCAAGCACGUACGCAGCAUAUUCCAACAAUCCAUCGUCGACUCAAUCGGCUUAUCAAAAUGCCGUGAACUCGAGUAAUUAUUCUGCGACAGUUACGCAAAGUAACUUUACUUCCACAUUCCCACAGAAUGCGUCGUUUAGUCAGACGUCUCCUUCGGCGUCGACAUCAACCACGUACAAUCAACCAACAACUACCAGUCAGGUUUAUCAAUCGAGUGGAUACGUGCCAGUCACUACUACUCAAUAUCAAACACCAUCAGUUGGUGCAAAUACGGUGUCUAAUAGCAAUACCGCUGGAUAUCAAACGUAUAAUCAACAACCUUAUCAGUCUUCAGUGACUACGUUUACUCAAAGUUCUGGCGCUUACCAGAGUGCCGCGCAGUCGGCAUACGCGAGCACGUAUGGCAGCUACGCUAGUCAGCAACCAGCGACGUCUCAUCACAAAAUAAAUAAUUCUACAAAAGAUUCGCAAUAUGACAGCAGCGUGACAACGUCAAAUAACUCACUUGCAACGACCACUGCGCCAACAUUGGGUCUUACAUCUGCUUCUGUAAAUUCUCAAACUAAAGUAACGAAUUCCAAUGCUGUACCAAAAAGUACGUCGAGUGGGGUUGUGACGGGCAGUAGCGGUACCAGCAACAUGACAGGUGGUAGCGCGGCAGGAAGUAUGACUCCGAUGCUCGGUCAUCAGUACAUUAUGGGCCAGGCAGGUGUACCGUAUUUCCAGCAGCCCGUGUAUAGUUACGAAGAUUUGCAAAUUGUGCAGCAGAGAAUCCCGCACAUGCCCACAACUUACUAUGAUGCCGCGCUGCCGGGCUAUCAGACAACCGGUCCUGCUACGAGUCUCGGGAGUGGGAGAGGUGACGCGCUUUCUGGUGUGCAAGGUGUCCAGAAUGUACAAGGAGUUCAGGGAGCCUAUACCAGUAUUAGCGACGCCAGGUUUGCCAGGAACGACUCUAACGCUUCGCCCGUCCCAUCUACUAUGCCGCAACAGACCGCGACACAGCAUCAACAGCCAUUGAUCAAUCCUACUCUUCCUCCGGGAUACGCGUACGCAUUCACCUACAGUGGUGGAAUUAUGCCGGGAAGUUUCCAGUACGGAACUCCCAUUUAUCCACAAAUAGCUACGGCUGGUAAUGCCGGUACAAACAGCGGAGCGUAUAGUGCUAAGCCAGGCAGUUAUGGAUCUGGUUAUGGAGCUGGUGCAAGCUAUGAUGCGCUAGCUUCCGCUGGACCGUCCGGCGAGUAUAAAGGUGCCGGAAGUAGUUACACCGGCACCCAAACUGGUAAAACCGGUACGUCCGGCACGGCCAACACCAAUACCGCUGGCUCUUCGGCAACAGACAUAAGCGCGACGAUUUACGCUAAGAAUCAUGUUGCACUUGGAAAAGUGAACUCUUACGAGAAACAAACUUUCCAUUCGGCCACUCCGCCGCCUUUUGGUCUUACUGGCAGUCAAAAUGCUGGCUUACCCGGUGGAUACGGUGCGCCACAUUUAUUUAUUCCAACUAUGCCGCAUCAGUUGCACCAGCCGCUCCAUCAGGAAGGCGGCAAUAGCACUGGCCAAAGAUCGAAUUCCAGCUCGCAGAAUAAGGCUCAAGCUAAACCUGGAUAUAGUCCUAGCUACUGGACCGGCAGCAACUAAAAAUAUUACUAUAAUUGACAUACCAAGAGUGAUAUAAACACAAAAAUAUGAAACGUAUAUAAAUAAAAUGAUACAUGACGAUAAUUAAACGACGAUAACGUACAACAGGCAAGAAUCGUCUUUAUAAAAGAGAUUUAUCUUUGAGCGUAAAUUGCACUCGUGCCAAAUGAAAUUGUAGCGUUUAUAACGCGAUGGUUACGGGUGAUGGAUCCAUCGUUCGAAUUAACCACGUGUCAUAAAAUUACAAGUCUCUGGUACGUUGCAAGGAAGAUAAUAAUCCUACAAUGUCUAUCUAAAAUGUACCGGAAAAGAAUUAACUAAGAAGACAACACUUUUGUUGACUACAGUGCAAUUUCGAUUGUUUUUCCUUUCUCUAUGUAAAAUAUAAGCAUUACAUGCUUAAUAAACAUUAAAAAAAAAAAAAAAAAAACGCAUUUUUAUCAGAUAGCGUAAAGUAGUAAAAUGCGAUUGAGAUAUAUUUAUGUAAAACUGCACAACUUUGUGCAAUUUAAUUAAAUUUUUUGUCACACUUCGCAAACAAUUUUUUUAUUUUUGAUAUUUCGAUUCGUCUUUUGAGAAGUGCGCUUUACGUGCAUUAUUCGGUUUUCAACAUUACGCAUGUCUGUGUGACUAAUUUGUAUCUUUUAUUGAUUAUUUUAAUAUACAAUUUAUCCCAAUUCACGUAUUCUAGCCGACAUUGAGUCGCGCGCAAUGAUAGAAAUGAAUAUUCUGGUUUUCUUAUUAUUGCUCAGAGUAUUUUGCUCCGUUCGGUAAAAUGUCGAAUAAAUCGACCGGCUAGUCGAGAAGGAAUGAAGCAAUAGUGCAGAACUUAUUAUUCCUUUCAUUGCGCACGAUAUCGGUCAAGAAGUGUACGAAUAGAAAAAUUAUUAUAUAUAAUUUUGAUAAAAAUUUUCGCUUAAAGAAAAUCAAAUGUAUGUUAAUUUAGAAUGUAUUAGCCAAAUUGUUUUCGCUUUUUUUAUUAUAUUAUUUUACUAUUUUUACUUGUUUCGCCACAUUUUGCAUAUUCGGUUAAAUUCGAUAAAGCGAAAUAGAUUUCUUCAUUAAAAAAAAAAACAAAAAACAAAAAAAAAUUGAUAAAUUACAUUUUAUUCUUCUCAGAAUCUCUCUCUUUCUCUCUCUAUCUCUCUCUCUCUCUUUUUCUCUCCAAAGUUGAAUAGUGUGCGGACAUUUCAAAAUUCAAUUAAUAUAUUUUUCUUAGUUUUUAUGAAGUGAUUAUGCAAAAUUAUGUAUAAAUAUUAGGUGAAUAAACAUUAGGUUGAAAGUUGUUGAAAAGUAUAGACAUAUCUUGAAAACGUUGCUCAUCAUUUGACAUAUUAGUGCAUUUCUGAAAUAAUUUGUUUAAAACGAAACGAUAAUUCUAUCACAUUAUCAAAUCUUAAACAUUUAUAUAUAUAUAUAUAUACACAACACACAUAUAUAUGUAUA
Messenger RNA from Pseudomyrmex gracilis, 5102 nucleotides. It is a transcript of the gene lig, whose product is annotated as protein lingerer. Bases 396 to 3656 code for a protein of 1086 amino acids. Lineage: Eukaryota; Metazoa; Arthropoda; Insecta; Hymenoptera; Formicidae. The transcript is spliced from 15 exons. Gene Ontology annotation, molecular function: protein binding. The record is from RefSeq and is a predicted model, not a curated record. Gene Ontology annotation, cellular component: nucleus; cytoplasm.